AACUACCGCCGCUAUCUCCACCGCCAACCACCGUUAACUCUCCGUCUAUUCUCCAAACUAAAACCAUGGCUGCUUCCACAAUGGCUCUUUCUUCUACCUCCUUCGCCGGAAAGGCGGUCAAGCUCUCGCCGUCCACUGCGGAGGUCGCCGGAAACGCGAAGUUUACCAUGAGGAAGACCGUGGCGAAGCCCGUUUCAUCUGGCAGCCCGUGGUACGGCCCGGACAGGGUUAAGUACUUGGGCCCAUUCUCCGGCGAGCCCCCGAGCUACCUCACCGGCGAGUUCCCCGGCGACUACGGGUGGGACACCGCCGGGCUUUCGGCCGACCCCGAGACUUUCGCCAAGAACCGUGAGCUGGAGGUGAUCCACUGCAGAUGGGCUAUGCUCGGCGCUCUCGGCUGCGUCUUCCCGGAGCUUUUGUCCCGGAACGGCGUGAAGUUCGGCGAGGCCGUGUGGUUCAAGGCCGGAGCUCAGAUCUUCAGCGAGGGAGGACUGGACUAUCUGGGAAACCCAAGCUUGGUCCACGCCCAAAGCAUCCUGGCAAUCUGGGCAUGCCAAGUGGUGUUGAUGGGCGCCGUGGAGGGCUACCGCAUCGCCGGCGGGCCGCUCGGAGAGAUCACCGACCCGCUCUACCCCGGCGGCAGCUUCGACCCAUUGGGGCUGGCCGACGACCCGGAAGCUUUUGCUGAGCUGAAGGUGAAGGAGAUCAAGAACGGAAGGCUCGCCAUGUUCUCAAUGUUUGGGUUCUUUGUUCAGGCCAUUGUCACCGGAAAAGGGCCGUUGGAAAACCUCGCCGACCACCUUGCCGACCCAGUCAACAACAAUGCCUGGGCAUAUGCCACAAACUUCGUUCCUGGAAAGUGAAUGUAAAAUGUGAUUGAGAGUGGUAACCCUAAAGGUGUUAUCCAUAUAUGUAUCAUGUGAAAUGGAUUGAAGUAAUGUGAGCAUGUAAACUUUUUCUUUUUUUUUGCCCAAUUGAUUCAAAUCUUUAUUC
Ipomoea nil (Japanese morning glory) is the source of this 993-nucleotide messenger RNA. RefSeq names its product chlorophyll a-b binding protein of LHCII type 1-like. Gene Ontology annotation, biological process: response to light stimulus; photosynthesis, light harvesting in photosystem I. The record is from RefSeq and is a predicted model, not a curated record. NCBI's taxonomy places the organism in Eukaryota, Viridiplantae, Streptophyta, Magnoliopsida, Solanales, Convolvulaceae. The transcript has a single exon. The coding region runs from base 66 to 863 and encodes 265 amino acids. Gene Ontology annotation, cellular component: plastoglobule; chloroplast envelope; chloroplast thylakoid membrane.